Amphibalanus amphitrite is the source of this 4097-nucleotide messenger RNA. RefSeq lists its product as uncharacterized. The record is from RefSeq and is a predicted model, not a curated record. Gene Ontology annotation, biological process: proteolysis. The coding region runs from base 317 to 3967 and encodes 1216 amino acids. Gene Ontology annotation, molecular function: aspartic-type endopeptidase activity. The transcript has 2 exons. Lineage: Eukaryota; Metazoa; Arthropoda; Thecostraca; Balanomorpha; Balanidae.
GGCGGUUUGAUCAGACGCAGCAAGUGACAGCUAAACCCUCAGAGCCUGGGGCUCAGAAGGAGAAGAGGAAGCCUGUUAUCUGUUUUCGCUGCAAGCAGCCGGGACAUAUGGCCAGAGGCUGUGCAAAUUUCGAGUAGCCGCGAUUCGGCAGGGGCGCGUGGUCGCGGCGUCUGAUGUACCCGUGAGGGGUGUGGCCCCGAGACAGUUAAACUGGGGAGUGGCGCGGCAGGACUGGUGGCCCACGGGGGCGCCGGCGCCGCACUGUUUCCGGUGGCCCAGUGGGCAGGUGGCGCCACCUUCAGCGUCGCAGCUGGGCAUGGCGGCGCCCUUUUCGGCGCCGUGGUUGGACGGCGCGCCGCAGCGGGGCCAGGCGGCGCCCUCCUCAGCGUCGUGGUCGGCCGGCGCGCCGCGGCUGGGCCAGGCGGCACCCUCUUCAGCGUCGUGGCCGGCCGGCGCGCUGCAGCUGGGCCAGGCGGCGCCCUUUCCGGCGCCGUGCUCGGCCGGCGUGCUGCAGCCUGGCCGGGCGGAGCCCUCUUCGGCGCCGUGGUCGGACGGCGCGCGGCAGCCGGGCCAAGCGGCGCCCUCUUCAGCGUCGUGGCCGGCCGGCGCGCUGCAGCUGGGCCAGGCGGCGCCCUUUCCGGCGCCGUGCUCGGACGGCGCGCUGCAGCCGGGCCAGGCGGAGCCCUCUUCGGCGUCGGGGGAGGUACCGUGUUCGGAGUCGAGUGUGACUGGGGUUUCUGCGGCGCGACGCACGCCUCCCGGUGGAGGCCUUCCGUUGGAGGCCGGGUGUCGUGCCGCGCCGGAGUCGGGCGCGCAGGGUGAGUCGGUUUCGCCGGCUGCUGAGCCUGUGUGUGUUGACACUGACGAUUCGGCCGGCUGUGUGUCCUCCCGGCCGGGCUCUGUGGAUGUGGCAAGGUUCGCUGAAUGUUUAGAGGCGGAUGCUGUGAUGAGUCCGUCAGCCGUCGAGCCCGAUGCGAUAGGCUUGUCUGACGUGGAUGAGCGUUCUGGCCUACAGGGGGCCACCGCGGCGGGCGUUCGAGUGCCGAGCGCACCCACUGGUGAGGCACUGACGGCGGAGUCACCACGAUCGAGUUGCAGUGGUAGGGACAAACCCGGUCCCGGAGUUCGGGGGGCUGGAGUGUUGCGUGCCACUGUGGCUGGGGGUGUGCUGGCUCGGGCAGGUCGGGUUGUGUGUGGACAGCGCAGUCAUGUAGCAGCCGCCCGAGUGGGGGGUUAUAAUGAUGCGGAAGUCUUUGUCUCGGGAUACGUUCAGCAUAAGAGAGUGGACUGGUUGCUAGAUACUGGGGCACAAUGUAGUGUUGUUUCGUCAGAUGUCAUUGGGGAUAUGGAUGUCCAGAGGAUCCCCGCUCUGAGGCAGCCCGUCACUGUUGAUGGAAACGCAUUAGAUUUAGAAUGCGUAGUUGUGUGUGAUGUUAGUAUCGGAGAUAAGACACUGCGAGAUCAGCCCCUGUUUGUGGUGCGUGGCCUGUCUCCCUCUUGCAUACUGGGCACUGAUUUGCUGAAAAAGAUGGGAUCGGCUGUUUCUAUAGACUUUGCCGCCCACACAGUGAGUGUUCGGGGGUGUACUGUUACCGAGGCAGCAGACUGCGUGCGGUCCUCGGACACCGUUAUCAUCCCUCCGAAGCACCAAAGUAUUGUGAUGUGUUCUGUUCCAGAUGAUGUUUCGGGGGUGGUCGUUGUUGAGUCGAGUAGCCUUCUUUCUGAUAAACAUUCACUCUUGGCGGCUAGAUCUGUGGCGACAGUGUCCAAGGGAGGUAUGAUACCCGUAAGAGUUUUGAACCCGUCAGGCCGGGGUGUCACUUUGCCCGCUCGCUCUGUGGUGGCCCGUCUGAUGGAUCACUCAAAGAUUGCUGAUGGUGACUCUGGGGAUGAAUGUGAGAUUGAUGAUGCUUGGGUGAACGCUCUGAUCGAGGGUUCUGACCUCAGUGAUGAUGCACAGAAAACUGCCCUCUCCGAUCUUUUGAGUAAGCACAAACAAGCAUUCUCGUUAGAUGGUGAGCUGGGACAGUGUGGUAUCGUGAAACAUUCGAUCCCGCUCGUAGAGGGAGCCCGCCCCGUUUCUCAGCCUCCGCGAAGGAUUAACGUAAUUGACAGGGAUGAUGUUGACGCGGCUGUCCUGAAAAUGCAGCGAGAUGGUAUCAUUCGUCCCAGCUGCUCGCCGUGGAGCUCCCCGGUGGUGCCAGUUCGGAAACGAGAUGGCUCGCUGCGACUCUGCAUUGAUUACCGUCGUCUUAACGACCUAACGCAUGGUGAUUCUCACCCCUUACCCAGGGUGGAGGACUGUUUGGAUGCUCUUUCCGGGUCAUCUUGGUUCAGCGUCUUGGAUCUUCAGUCGGGAUAUUGGCAGCAGGAGGUAAAGGACUCAGAUAAGGAAAAGACAGCCUUCUCUACCCACACGGGACUCUGGGAAUUUUCGAGGAUGCCGUUUGGACUGAAGGGAGCCCCGGCCUCAUUCCAGCGUCUCAUGAUGGCUGUUCUUGCUGGGUUAACCUGGCGGGAGUGCCUGGUUUACCUAGAUGAUGUGAUCGUAUUCGGUAAGUCGUUUGAUGAAGCUUUGAGUCACCUGGAUCACGUUCUGUGUGCCGUAAAGGAGGCCAAUCUGAAACUUAACCUGAGGAAAUGUAGUUUUUUUAAGGAGGAGGUGAAGUUUUUAGGUCAUGUCAUUAGCGGUGAGGGCAUUUCCGCGGAUCCUUCGAAGGUCUCGGCGGUUGUCGACUACGAACGUCCUAAAAACGUCCAUGAUGUGCGUAGAUUCAUUGGUUUAGCUAGUUAUUUCAGAAAGUUCAUACCAAACUUUUCUACAGUGGCUAAGCCAUUGCUUAAGCUGACCGAGGAUCGUGCGAAAUUUCUUUGGGAUGACAUGUGCGAGUCCGCCUUUCAAAGUUUGAAGCGUCUGCUGACGGAGGCGCCAGUUCUGGCUUUCCCCGAUUUCGAGAAAGAGUUUAUUCUCACUACCGAUGCCAGCGGCAUCGGUCUGGGUGCAAUACUUACCCAGCGGGUUGACGACAAUCAAAGGGAUUGGGACACGGUGGUCCCAAAAGUUGUUUUUGCUUACAACACGAGCAAGCAUGAGACUACCGGUGUUUCUCCUUUCGAGAUAUUUCAUGGUCGCCCGGCCAGACUCCCUCUCGACGUCACUUGUGGUGGUGGUGACUGUCCGGCAGACAGGAUCUGUUCCCCUCGAGAGCUUGAGGAGGUCCGUCGGAAGGUGGCUGCUGCUAUCGAGGAAGCAGCUGCCAAACGGCGUCAGCGUCAGGUUGUGAACCAGAUGCAGCAUCAGGUGGGUGACCGGGUGUGGCUGCACAGAGCGGUCGGGCGAAAGGGACUUUCCCCCAAGCUGCAGAGUCCCUGGUCGGGCCCCUUUGAUAUCAUUGAGGUGCUGUCGCCGCAGAACUAUCGCUUGAGGUUAAAGAACGGUAGGAAGGUGGUAGUACAUCAUGAUCACCUGAAACCGUAUGUAGAACGUGAGGAGUAUGCGCGCAAAGGUAGCCAGGAUGAACAGGAUGAGGAUGAUCAUGGAUCUCAGUCUGAGUCUGUUGAUGCUGGUGAAGUGGUAGAGGAAGACGAUGAUGACUAUGUGCCAUAUCUGUCCCAACAUCGCGCACCCGAUGUGUGUAUCGAUCACAGAGCGGACGUCCUAAGUGGUCCGGAGCAUGCUAACGUAGAAGCACCGUUGCUAUCCUCUAGUACAGUCGCAGAUGCUACGGAUCAGGAAGCUUCUGUUGGUGCCGAGGGGGAUACGAGUGUGCUGCACAGCGCUGAUGGAGGAACUGUGCCCGAUGUAGACUCGAGGGACGGUGCUUGCGUUGUUGUCACGGAUAGUGUGGCUGAUGGUGAUGACAGGCUGACGACAGGAGGUGAUGGGGAUACUGGGACUAACGCUGUCAGACGAAGUAAAAGAAAAAGAUCCGCCCCAAAGCUUUAUGGAGAAUGGCUGUUUAGUUAACUUCAUGUGUUCCUACGCACGAUGUUACAUGGCGGUGUAUGGCGGGGAGGAAUGUGACGAAUGUGUCCUGUGCAUGUUGUGACUGUGUGUUAUCCUUCCCCGGCAGACCUGUACCUGGGCCGAAUACAUG